Messenger RNA from Hippopotamus amphibius kiboko, 1689 nucleotides. It is a transcript of the gene F2RL3, whose product is annotated as F2R like thrombin or trypsin receptor 3. The record is from RefSeq and is a predicted model, not a curated record. The transcript has 2 exons. Gene Ontology annotation, molecular function: thrombin-activated receptor activity. NCBI's taxonomy places the organism in Eukaryota, Metazoa, Chordata, Mammalia, Artiodactyla, Hippopotamidae. Gene Ontology annotation, biological process: phospholipase C-activating G protein-coupled receptor signaling pathway; thrombin-activated receptor signaling pathway; positive regulation of Rho protein signal transduction. Gene Ontology annotation, cellular component: membrane. The coding region runs from base 180 to 1322 and encodes 380 amino acids.
CCAGUUUCCAGUCCUCCUUAGACCAGACCUUGGGCCUCCCACAGGCUUGUGGGGGAAGGGGCUGGUUUAUCUCACCCGGCUGCUUGCACUCAGGAAGCUGGGGGUGGGGGUCCAGCCAGGCAGGAAGCCCGAGGUCAGCUGGCCAGAGCUCAGAGGAGCCGGCACCCAGCCCCGGCAAUAUGUGGGCGCUCUUGCUGCUGUGGCCCCUAGCACUGGGGUUCAGCCUGGAUGGCAGCCAGGCCCCCAUUAUCUACGAUGACGAGGGGAGCACGGAGGCAGGUGAUGACAGCACACGGAGGCCCGGUCCACGCAGCUUCCCCGGCCAGCCCUGUGCCAAUGACAGCAACACUCUGGAGGUUCCAGGCAGCUCUCGGGCACUGCUGCUGGGCUGGGUGCCCACAAGGUUGGUACCCACGCUCUACGGUCUGGCCCUGGGAGUGGGGCUGCCCGCCAACGGCCUGGCGCUGUGGGUGCUGGCCACGCGAGUGCCACGGCUGCCCUCCACGGUGCUGCUGAUGAACUUGGCGGCGGCUGACCUGCUGCUGGCCCUGGCGCUGCCGCCACGCAUCGCCUACCACCUGCGGGGCCAGCGCUGGCCCUUGGGCGAGGCCGCCUGCCGCCUGGACACGGCCGCGCUCUAUGGUCACAUGUACAGCUCCGUGCUGCUACUGGCUGCCGUCAGCCUGGACCGAUACCUGGCCGUGGUGCACCCACUGCGGAGCCGCGCCCUGCGAGGCCAGCGCUUGGCCAUCGGGCUCUGCAUCUCGGCCUGGCUGGUGGCAGCCGCCCUGGCGCUGCCUCUGGCGCUGCAGCAGCAGACCUUCCGGCUGUCGCGCUCGGACCACGUGCUGUGCCACGACGUGCUGCCCACCGGCGCCCAGGCCUCCUACUGGAGGCCCGCCUUCACCUGCCUGGCAGUGUUCGGCUGCUUCCUGCCGCUGCUGGCCAUGCUGCUGACCUACGGGGCCACCCUGCGCACGCUGGCGGCCAGUGGCCAGCGCUACAGCCACGCGCUGAGGCUGACCGCACUGGUGCUGGCCUCGGCCGUGGUCCUCUUUGCGCCCAGCAACGUGCUCCUGCUUCUGCACUACUCAAACCCGGGCCCCGACGCCUGGGGGGACCUGUACGCCGCCUACCUGCCCAGCCUGGCUCUCAGCACCCUCAACAGCUGCGUGGACCCCUUCAUCUACUACUACGUGUCGGCCGAGUUCAGGAGCAAGGUGCGGGAGGGGCUGCUCCACCGGGUGCCUGGUGCGGCCACAGCUGCUUCCAGGGAGGGGUGCAGCCCGGUGACCGGCACCCGGUCCUCCUCGCUUGUGUGACAGCACCUCCGUAAGCGGGACAAACAGAACGGAGGCUGCGCUGGGUUGAAGCGGGUCCCCUCCCGAUUCGUGUCCGCCGAGAACCUCCAGAGGUGAGCUUGUUUGGAAAUCAGAACUUUGCAGGUGUAAUUAGUUAAGAUGAGGUCACAUUGGUGUCGGGUGGGCCCUAAAUCUGAUGUGACUAGUGUCCUUAGAAGAAGAGGACACGUAGACACAUACAGGGAAGAAGGCUAUGUGACCGUGGAGGCAGAGAUGGGGAUGCCCACAGACUGCUGGCAGCCACCAGAAGAAGCCAGGAGAGCAGCCUGGGACAGACUCUCCCUCAGAGCCCCAAGAAGGAGUCAACUUGCCCACACCCUGAUCUCAG